AUGUCAUUUCUAAGUACAAUUAGAGGAUUGGGUAGAUCAUCCAAGAAGAAUAAAAAAGAUUUAGAACCAACCAAUAACUCACCAAUUUUAUAUACUCAUUCAAAUUAUUCUGGUAAUAAUUUAAAAAGAUCACAAUCACCAACUAAAAUAUUAUCAUCAUCACCUAGUAAAUUAACAUUGUCAAGCACUUCAUCAUCAGUAAAUACAUCAAAUAGUAAUCGAGCAUCAUUUCAACCUAGUUCACCAAGUAAAAGAAAUCGAAUUUUACAUCCAAAUCAACAACAACAACAACAACAACAACAACAACAAAAACUGCCUUUAAAACAUCGACAACUGUAUCAAAAUUCAAUACAAAAUGCCAAUCUGCAAAAUUCACUAUUAAUUGAUCCACCAUUAUUUCUAUGUGAACCAUAUGUCAAAAUGUCAUUAGUUAAAGGUUCAUUUAAAACUAUUGUAACUAUUCCAAAAUAUGUAGAUUAUUACGAAUGGCUAGCAAUUAAUGUUUUUGAAAUGUUUAACAAUUUAAAUCGAUUUUAUGGGGUUGUACAAGAAUAUGUUACUCCUGACGCAUUUCCAACAAUGAAUGCAGGUCCAAAUACAAAUUAUUUAUGGGUUGAUAGUUCAGGACAGGCUAUAAAUUUACCUGCUUGUCAGUAUAUUGAUUAUGUUGUCACUUGGAUAUCAAAUAAGACAAAUGAUCAAAGUGUAUUUCCUACAAAAAGUGGCGGCUCAUUCCCACCUAAUUUCAUUAAAGAUUGUAAAAAUAUAUGUAGACAAUUAUUUAGAAUAUUUGCAUUUAUUUAUUAUAAUCAAUUUGAAACAAUUUUGCAUUUGACAUUAGAAGCUCAUUGGAAUUCAUUCUUUGCUCAUUUCAUAUCAUUUAAUGCUGAAUUUAAUUUAUUGGAUAAAAAAGAAUUGGAACCAUUACGUCCAUUAAUAGAAAAAUUACAGCAAUUGGGCAAGAUUUAA
Molecule: messenger RNA, 969 nt
Organism: Insectozyma verbasci
Lineage: Eukaryota; Fungi; Ascomycota; Pichiomycetes; Serinales; Debaryomycetaceae
Source: the annotation of a GenBank genome assembly